Tupaia belangeri chinensis (Chinese tree shrew) is the source of this 846-nucleotide messenger RNA. Its product is annotated as olfactory receptor 4F3/4F16/4F29-like. Gene Ontology annotation, biological process: G protein-coupled receptor signaling pathway. NCBI's taxonomy places the organism in Eukaryota, Metazoa, Chordata, Mammalia, Scandentia, Tupaiidae. The transcript has a single exon. Gene Ontology annotation, molecular function: olfactory receptor activity; G protein-coupled receptor activity. Gene Ontology annotation, cellular component: membrane. Bases 112 to 846 code for a protein of 244 amino acids. The record is from RefSeq and is a predicted model, not a curated record.
GGGGCCAACUACUCUGUAGUAACUGAAUUUGUGUUCCUGGGACUCUCCAAUUCCUGGGAAAUCCAGAUUUUUCUUUUCUUCUUCUCUUGUCUUUUCUAUGUGUCCAGUAUAAUGGGAAACCUCCUCAUAGUUGUUACUAUAACUUCUGACCCUUACUUGCACUCACCCAUGUAUUUUCUGCUGGCAAACCUCUCUGUCAUUGAUCUGAUAUUUUGCUCUAUUGCCGCACCCAAGAUGAUCUGUGAUCUUUUUAAGAAGCGGAAAGUCAUCUCCUUUGGGGGAUGUAUUGCUCAGAUCUCCUUUAGCCAUGCUGUUGGGGGAACGGAGAUGGUUCUUCUCAUAGCCAUGGCCUUUGACAGAUAUGUGGCCAUAUGUAAGCCCCUCCACUACCUGACCAUCAUGAGCCCAAGAAUGUGCUUUUACAUUCUGGUGGUUGCCUGGAUCAUUGGUUUCAUUCACUCAUUGUCUCAGUUGGCUUUUGUUGUAAAUUUACCCUUCUGUGGCCCUAAUGUAUUGGACAGCUUUUACUGUGACAUACCUCGACUCAUCAAACUUGCUUGCACAGAUACUUAUAAACUGGAGUUCAUGGUCGCUGCUAAUAGUGGGUUCAUAUCUUUGGGCGCUUUCUUCUUGCUUAUCCUCUCUUACAUCUUCAUCCUGGCAACUAUUAAGAAAUGCUCCUCAGGAGAUUCUUCUCCCUUUGUUUGUGUUUUUAUCAGGUGCAACCUGGAAACUGAUACACUACACCACUCACCAUUCAUUAUGUUAGCAAGUCCAUGUGGCAACUCACUCUCCUAUAUAACAAACAGCAUUAGUGGUCAAAGGAAUAUUAUUAGAUUUUUGUAA